UAUGUCUGUUGUGUAUUGUGUUUUACAUCUAUCAAAUACAAAAAAUAAAAUGAUUUUCUCGUCAAUGUGUCGUGACGUCAGGAGGUCAAAGUGGUAACUGGUAGAGUUAGGAAACCAACAUGGUUUUGUAACAGCAGCAUUUACCUAAGCUUCAUCUUUUUCUACAGCACCGCAGGACCACUUAUUGGCUCGAGCUCGAAGAUGUUACUCUCUUCACUACGGACAACCUUAUUUUGCGGUUGCAGAACUGCUAGCAAGGGAUUUCAACCCAGCAGUCGGAGUCCACAGCUACGACAAUGGCUUGUGAAGAGAGGUCAGAGCACCAUCACAGUGGAGGCGGGGGCUUCCUCCGCCCCGGCAGCAGCUACUGUCCCCAACGUGGCCACAAAUCGUAUAGUAGGUCGUUGGUUACUCGGCUGCAGCGGGCUGGUGAUUGGGGCUAUUGUCUUGGGUGGUGUCACAAGGCUAACAGAAUCGGGGCUUUCCAUGGUUGACUGGCAUCUGGUGAGAGAGAUGAAGCCCCCUCAAACCCAAACAGAGUGGGAUGCUGAGUUUUCCAAAUACCAACAGUUUCCCGAAUUCAAAAUAAUGAACCAUGACAUGACUCUGCCAGAGUUUAAGUUUAUCUUCUACAUGGAGUGGGGUCAUCGUAUGUGGGGAAGGCUGGUUGGACUUGCGUACGUCCUCCCCACCGUUUACUUCUGGAGGAAAGGAUACUUCACUCGCUCCAUGAAGGGAAAAGUGCUUGGGCUUUGCGGAUUUGUCUUCUUCCAGGGCCUUUUGGGGUGGUACAUGGUAAAAAGCGGUUUGGAGGAGAAGCCUGAGUCUCAUGACAUCCCGCGGGUCAGCCAGUAUCGUCUCAGUGCUCAUCUUGGUUCUGCCUUGUUGCUUUACUCCGCCAGUCUCUGGACAGGGCUCACUCUGCUGCUGCCUACACACAAGGUGACAGAAACCAAACGUCUCAUGCAGCUUAGGAGGUUUGCCAAGGGUACUGGUGGACUCGUCUUCCUUACGGCUCUUUCAGGUGCUUUUGUUGCUGGUUUGGAUGCUGGGCUGGUGUAUAACUCCUUCCCUAAGAUGGGAGAACGAUGGAUCCCAGAUGAUCUGCUGGCAUUCUCUCCAACCCUCAAGAACAUCUUUGAAAAUCCCACAACUGUGCAGUUCGACCACAGAAUUUUGGCAAUCUCUUCUUUGACAGCGAUUACAGGCCUCUAUCUGUUCUCAAGGAGGAUGCUGCUGCCCAGGAGGGCUAAGAUCGCCAUCAGCCUUCUCACAGCAAUGGCCUAUGGACAGGUCGCCCUCGGUAUCAGCACCCUGUUACUUUAUGUCCCCACUCCGCUGGCAGCAAUUCACCAGUCUGGCUCUGUGGCUCUUCUCUCACUGGCCAUUUGGGUUCUGGCAGAGCUCCGCAAGAUGCCCAAGUAAAUGCCUCCUCCUUUUAUGGACAAAUACAAUCCCUACUAGCCACACGUCAAGCCUCUAAGAGCCAGCAGUGUCAUCGGGAGUGAGGCUUUCAGAGAGAAAAGUGAAAACAUGUUUCAUUUAACAAUGGACUAUUAUUAAUAUGCUGAAGCAUCUCUCAUGUGGUGCUGCAAUGUGUCAUCACACUGUUAUUAAAGCAGGAGUGGUAUUUUAGUAGUGUUGAUAAACACUUGACAAGAAUACAUCAAGAGAACCAUGAAGAUAAAAACCUGAUGUGAAGUGAUUUUUUUGUUUUUGUUGUUGGAAGGAACUAAACAAAGAAAUGCAAAAACAAGCACAUUUUCAGUUUCUCUCUUUAACUUUAAUGACACACCAACAGGAUUUCCAUAUAAGGGUAUGUAAUUGUUUAGCAGACAGACAUCUGCAGGAUUAUUGUAAGUAGACUGCUCACCUGUUGCCUUGUGUCUUGUCAUACACUGCCUAUUAGUUGAAUCAGAUGUGGCUGUUGGGACUAUAUGUAUAAAUAUGUAUAUUUAAGUUAUGAAUUUCUUGAUGAAAUGUUGCUGUGUACUGUAUCUUAAGAAAUGUAAGGCUAAAUGCACAGUUUUUUUUUAAUAAAGACAAAUUAUUUACAGUCUUUAACAUUCAAA
Messenger RNA from Cottoperca gobio, 2072 nucleotides. RefSeq names its product cytochrome c oxidase assembly homolog 15 (yeast) (gene cox15). Gene Ontology annotation, biological process: heme A biosynthetic process. Gene Ontology annotation, cellular component: mitochondrial inner membrane. Lineage: Eukaryota; Metazoa; Chordata; Actinopteri; Perciformes; Bovichtidae. Gene Ontology annotation, molecular function: oxidoreductase activity, acting on NAD(P)H, heme protein as acceptor. The record is from RefSeq and is a predicted model, not a curated record.